AUGAUGGUGCCGUCGCUCGACGACCAAGCCGCUGUGAUGGUCGAGUGCGUCCAGAACCACACGCCGGAGGUCAUGGUCAUUGGCGAGAUUGGUCGCCCGAACGAAGUCGAGGCCGCGCGUACGUGCAAGCAGCGUGGCGUGCGCAUCGUAGCCUCGGCGCACGGCGACCUCCGGAAGUUGCUCAAGAACAAGCCGCUGCGAGGUCUUGUGGGCGGCGUCGAGUCG
This is a messenger RNA of Saprolegnia diclina VS20, 225 nucleotides long. RefSeq lists its product as hypothetical. The annotation marks the transcript as partial. The record is from RefSeq and is a predicted model, not a curated record. Lineage: Eukaryota; Oomycota; Saprolegniomycetes; Saprolegniales; Saprolegniaceae. The transcript has a single exon.